GCGACGUGCUACGGUAACACUUUCGACUGUCUUUCUCUACGACGUUUUUUUUCACUAGCCAUCCAAGCUCACAGGCUAUCAAUCCGGUGGAGUCAACCAUUGAACGAGAGCCUCUCCAGGGAUUAAGCAGUGGUUUAUUCCCCUCCAUUGAUCAGUCGAGUGUCCCAUAGACCUAGAAACACUCACAGACUUAAAGAAAAGCAGCAGGAUGGACAGAACAGAGCUCAUCCAGAAGGCGAAGCUGGCCGAGCAGGCUGAGCGCUAUGAUGAUAUGGCGACCUGUAUGAAGUCGGUGACCGAAGCAGGAUCCGAGCUGUCUAACGAGGAGAGAAACCUGCUAUCUGUCGCCUAUAAGAAUGUGGUGGGCGCCCGGAGGUCUGCCUGGAGGGUCAUCUCCAGCAUCGAGCAGAAGACUGAAGGAAACGACAAGAAACUGCAGAUGGUGAAGGAAUACCGGGAGAAAGUGGAGUCUGAACUGCAGGAUAUCUGCAACGAUGUGUUGGAGCUGCUGAACAAAUAUUUAAUCCAGAAUUCCACAAAUCCUGAGAGCAAAGUCUUCUACCUGAAGAUGAAGGGCGACUACUACAGAUACCUUGCUGAAGUCGCCUCAGGAGACGACAAGAAAAGUAAGAAUGUUUGGCUGCUGGUUUUGUGGUUUGAAAAGGCCUGCGCCCUUGCUAAACAGGCAUUUGAUGAGGCCAUAGCAGAGCUUGAUACGCUGAAUGAAGAGUCUUACAAAGACAGCACUCUUAUCAUGCAGCUACUGAGAGACAACCUCACAUUAUGGACAUCCGACAACGCACCAGAUGAGGGAGAAGGAGGCGAGGGAGGAGAGAACUAGACCACACGCUCCUUCAGCUCCGACCUUUUUACACAUCUCCAUUCCUUAUCACUCCAUGUCAGAAUUCCUCCAGUAAAGAUCAAACCCAUGAUUAACAAAGAGCUGUUUAUGAAAAAAAAAAAAAGUGCAGUGCAGCUUUUGGACAAGAAAAGAAAGAUAUUUGGGGUGAAACCCUGUUCCUUAGUUUGUUUGUCUUGGCCUUUCAUAAUGUGCAGUUUCUGCUGUAGAAAAGUAUGACUAGUGUCAUUUUAUACAAACAUAAUCCUAAAGUAAUAGCUAAUGGAAAAUAAAUUAAUGAAUAAAUUAAAAAUAAGGACAUGCAUUUCAUCACAGGUAAGUCUGAGACUAAAAAGUAAUCGCAGGGAUAUUAAAAGCAUUUAGACAACCAUAUACACCUACUGUAUCAUGUACUUUAACACUCUUACCUGUUUGACCUAAGCACUACCACGGGUUGUGCACUUCCACUGAAAGCAGUGAUCAGUCAAGCUUUAAAUAGUUCAAUAUGGAAAUUUUAAAAAGACACUUGUUGAAAUGGCGUACGUUUCAAACAGCAUUUUAAUUGGAAAUAUUAGCAUCUGCAGUGGUAUGUAGUAUCUGACGAUCCUCAGUUUAUGAACGGUUUAAUAAUAUAUUUACUGUUUUUUACUUGAUUUUGGCCUGUUUAGUGUUCCCUUUGCUUUUAUUUUAUGGAAACCAUCCAUAGAAAUUAAAAGCAUUUGUAAGACGACUUAGGGCAUAGGGCAUAUUUGAUUUGAUUUGUUUAGUAAUGCUAUGAUAAAAGUGAAACUGUUUGGCUAGCAGUACCCCACUAGCAUGCAGACCAAUUCUGACACAAUCUGUGGCACAGUUCGGGAAUAUGGUUUUGAUGGUCACCUAUAAACAACCCACUCUAGAAACUUGUUUCACAUAACACAUGUUAUGAAUGAUAGAAACCAGGAACGAGUAUCUUGAUUCUGACUGCUUGUGAAUUUGUGUUGUUGGCAGAUAACAUUGCCUGUGUAUGUCCAGAACACUGGAAUGAGAAUCAGUUGCCAAUAUUAAAGUUCUGAUACUUUUCAAUGCUUUGUGCACAGGUGUGUGGUUGUCCAGAGAGUGUCAUUAUAGAUUUGACCACUAUUACAUGUUUUGCUUCUCCUUUUUGUCUUUUAUUCUAUUGUGUAUGUGAUUUUUGUUUUUGUUUUUCUCUCUUUUUUUUUUUUAAUUUCCCAUGAAUUUUAGUCUCACAAAAGCCUUGUGAAAAUGUUUUAUGCCCUAUGUAUGUUAUGAAACAUGCUUAAUUACAUUUUAUAAACCAG
Molecule: messenger RNA, 2136 nt
Organism: Sinocyclocheilus anshuiensis
Lineage: Eukaryota; Metazoa; Chordata; Actinopteri; Cypriniformes; Cyprinidae
Product: 14-3-3 protein zeta/delta-like
Exons: 6
Coding region: 209-841 (210 amino acids)
Source: RefSeq, a predicted model, not a curated record